AUGUCCCAGAAAGCUCCCAUUCCCCAGAACGACAAUGUUGCCCACGCCCUUGCCGGCGCCGGUGGCGGCAUCUUGUCUAUGGUUCUGACUUACCCUCUCAUCACCCUGUCGACCCGCGCCCAAGUCGAGUCCAAGAAGGCCGAAAGCAAGUUCGUCGACGCUGUCCAGAAGAUCAUUGCCCGCGAGGGUGUGGCCGGUCUCUACUCCGGCAUCAACUCUGCCCUGUUCGGUAUCAGUGUUACCAACUUUGUCUACUACUACUGGUAUGAGUGGACCAAGGCCUUCUUCGAGAAGGCUGCUGCUAAGGCCGGCCGCGCCGGCGCAAAGCUCACUACUAUCGAGUCCAUGAUUGCCGGCGCCAUCGCCGGCUCGGCGACCGUCAUCAUGACCAACCCCAUCUGGGUUGUCAACACUCGCGUCACCACCCGCGCCCAGAACGCUGAGACUGACAUCGAGAGCGGCAAGCCCAAGAAGAGCGCUGCCCCCUCCACCAUCGGCACGCUGAUGGCUCUUCUCAAGAACGAGGGUCCCCAGGCCCUCUUCGCCGGUGUCAUCCCGGCCCUCGUGCUAGUCAUCAACCCCAUUCUUCAGUACACUCUGUUUGAGCAGAUGAAGAACCGCGUUGAGCAGCGCAGAAAGGUCACCCCGACCAUUGCCUUCUUCCUCGGCGCCCUUGGCAAGCUCUUUGCCACCUCCGUGACCUACCCCUACAUCACGGUCAAGAGCCAGAUGCACGUCGCUAGCCACAGCACCAAGAAGGAGGGUAUGACCGAGACGCUCAAGCGCAUUGUCCACGAGGAGGGCUAUGCUGGCCUCUACAAGGGUAUUGGCCCUAAGGUCACCCAGAGUGUCCUGACCGCUGCCUUCCUGUUCGCUUUCAAGGAUGUCUUGUACGAGCAGACUGUUAAGCUCCGCAUGGGUCGCAAGGUCGCCGCUAAAUAA
Messenger RNA from [Torrubiella] hemipterigena, 942 nucleotides. Lineage: Eukaryota; Fungi; Ascomycota; Sordariomycetes; Hypocreales; Clavicipitaceae. The record is from the annotation of a GenBank genome assembly.